GAACUGAAAUUCUGGGCUUCCAUUACAAGCUGCUAUUUGAAUAGGACACAUCGAGCUCACGACGGAAGGUUUUGCGGUCGGUACUCCGCUCGCUGCCCUACGGCGAGGCUCAGCCGCGAAUGGAAGGAGCAACCGCUUUAUCACGGGAUUCCCCGACCAUCAAACCCAUCAACAAGGGCGUCGUCCACCGAAUCUGCGCCGGUCAGGUCAUCCUCGACCUCUCCUCAGCCGUCAAGGAGCUGGUGGAGAACAGCCUAGACGCCGGCGCUACCAGCAUUGAGGUUUCCCUCAGAGAUUACGGGGCUGAAUCCUUCCAGGUCAUAGACAAUGGUUGUGGCAUUUCUCCUCACAAUUUCAAGGUUUUGGCAUUGAAGCAUCACACAUCAAAGCUAUCAGAUUUUCUUGAUCUUCAGUCUUUAGCGACUUUUGGGUUUAGAGGGGAAGCUUUGAGUUCCCUUUGUGCUUUAGGAGAUUUGACAGUAGAGACUAGAACAAGGAACGAACCCGUAGCAACACACUUAACUUUCAAUCGCUCUGGGCUUCUAAUGGAAGAGUCAAAGACGGCACGCCAAGUUGGUACCACUGUCACUGUUAAGAAGUUAUUCUCCAGUUUACCUGUUCGAAGUAAGGAGUUUCAUAGAAACACCCGCAAGGAAUAUGGGAAGCUCAUCACUUUGUUGAAUGCUUAUGCUUUGGUUGCUAUGGGAGUUAGAUUGCUUUGCACGAACACAACAGGAAAGAAUGCAAAAUCGGUAGUGCUGAAAACUCAAGGAAGUGGAUCCCUGAAAGAUAACAUCAUUGCAGUCUUUGGGUGGGAAUGGAAGUGGGCGGAAUUCAGGGGAUCGCCAAUUCUUCUUUGUUAAUGGUCGACCAGUUGAUAUGCCCAAACUCUGCAAGCUUGUGAAUGAACUCUAUAGAGCUGCUAACAGCAAGCAAUUUCCCAUUGCAAUCAUGAACUUCACCAUUUCACCUCAAGCCUACGAUGUGAAUGUCUCUCCUGAUAAAAGAAAAAUCUUUUU
Cuscuta campestris is the source of this 1019-nucleotide messenger RNA. The record is from the annotation of a GenBank genome assembly. Lineage: Eukaryota; Viridiplantae; Streptophyta; Magnoliopsida; Solanales; Convolvulaceae.